This is a messenger RNA of Morchella importuna, 1230 nucleotides long. RefSeq lists its product as uncharacterized. The transcript is spliced from 7 exons. NCBI's taxonomy places the organism in Eukaryota, Fungi, Ascomycota, Pezizomycetes, Pezizales, Morchellaceae. The coding region runs from base 1 to 1230 and encodes 409 amino acids. Gene Ontology annotation, molecular function: acyltransferase activity. Gene Ontology annotation, cellular component: endomembrane system. The record is from RefSeq and is a predicted model, not a curated record.
AUGGUGCAAGGAAAGGAGUUUGAGGCUUCUCGCAAAGCAGAGGGCGUCGGCUCAUCGAACAAGAGCAAUGAUCCCCAUCCAGCAGGCAGAGUACAAUACGGCGGAGUACGGCAGUUCAUUCGAAUGUGCUCGUUCUCGGCCUACUUUAUAGCUUGUUGUAUAAUAGUACAUCUUACCCAGCUUGUUGGAACGCCUCUCUAUCUAGUAAAUAAGUCUAUUUACUAUGCGUAUAUGUCCCGGACAAAACAAAGUUUUGGCGUUCUUGUAACAACAAUUACUCAGUGGUGGUCACCAACCGUUGUUCGGGUCACUGGUGAUAAAAGUGUCAGACAUCAACUCAAAAGAACCGCAGAUGGUCGAUUAGAAUGUGACUUUCCCGAGAGAAUGAUAUUAAUAGCCAAUCAUCAGCUCUAUUCUGACUGGUUAUAUCUCUGGUGGAUAGCGUAUACUGCGCGUCUCCACGGAUUCUUAUAUAUAAUCCUGAAGGAAUCUUUGAAGCACAUACCUGUCGUUGGCUGGGGCAUGAGAUUUUACGGAUUUAUCUUCCUAGCCCGAAAAUGGGAACAGGAUCAACCUAGGUUCAAACACCGACUGUCAAAGCUCGCUGCAGGUGGCGGCCAAGAGCCAAUGUGGUUGAUGAUAUUUCCAGAGGGGACAAACCUUAGUGACAACGGACGGAAUGCAAGCGCCAGUGUUGAGUGGGUAUAUGACUGCACUGUUGCCUAUGAGGGUAUCCCCCGUGGAAAGUUUGGACAAGAUUACUUCACACUGUCUUCAACAUACUUUCAGGGCCGACCACCUAAAUCUGUGAACAUGCACUGGAGACGAUUUGCGGUUUCUUCUAUCCCGAUAUCCGACCCUCAUCUAUUCGAACUCUGGAUCCGUCAGAGGUGGAUUGAAAAAGAUCACCUCCUUGAGCAUUAUAUGCUAAAUGGUCGGUUUCCCGAAGACGACGACAGGCCCGGGCCAGACACCCAAACCACAGAAGAGAAAGGUGCCAUUGACCUAAAAAGAAAGAUCAAGGUUGGCGGGAAAGAAAGAAUAAUCACUACCACAGGAGGAAGCUCUCCAAAUGGGAAUUGGGGAGGACCUAUAGAAACGGAGGUGAAGUUGAAGACAACUUGGGAAGUGCUCGAAAUAUUUAAAGUCCUUUUCACUUUGGGGUUGUUGUUCAAUAUUAUAACAAAACUGUACCACAUUAUCAGAGUAGCAACGCUAGGUUACACAUGA